AUGUCUUCAAAGGGAUCACGUCGAUGCAAUCGCCUAAUUGUGCUUUUUAGCUCCAUUAACGAUGUAACGGCGUGGCCUUUCUGGAAGUUUCUUCAAAUGAAAAAGGUAAAGGGUGUGACAGAUCUCUCAAUCUUGGCCUUUAACAGUCACGGUGGUAGCUUCGAAGCACGCAUUAAUGGACAUGAGUAUACAUUGAAGAACUAUGAGAAUGUUGCUGGUUACCGACAAGACAUGCUUGAGCGCUUUCUACAUCGCUGGUACGAUCCCGGCCGCAGUUACUUUGUGUACGGUGGCCACGGUAUGGGUGAUCACCUUGAACUUGAACGUAACCGCACAGUACUUCACUGUCACGAACUUGCGGCGAUUUUUGGUGAUAAAAAGUUUGAGGCAAUCGUCUUUGAUGCGUGUUUCAUGGCAAGUCUUGAGUGUGCGUACUAUUUGAGAAAUAACACACGAUAUAUUGGAGGAUGUGAAGGAUACCUCUGGGAGCCAGACACUAGUCUUGAUCAACACGUGUUUAAUACAUACACUGCCUCCGCUAUGAGUCGUUUCCGCGAUCCAAAGCAUAUUCUUCUUGCCAUUCAGCGUGAUUACUGUAGUAAAUCACCGCUCGCUGACUUUUCAGUACUUGAUACCACACAUGUGGAGGCAUUACGCAAUUAUGUGGAGGAACAUGUUAUUCAACGUGCGUAUGAUCGUGCGACAUUCUAUAAUUUUAAACAGCAGCAAAAACUUAGUAGUAUGGCUGAAGAAGCACUGCAGGUUACACUACAAAAUACGAAUAACAAUAUUAAGACACCAUUAUCUUCUUCAUUGGGGUCUUCAUCUUCAUCCUCAUCGUUAUCGAUGUCGACAUCACCUUGCUCUCCUUCUGUGUCCUUGUCUUCUUCUUCUUCUUCUAGUGCCAAAACUCAACGAGCAGUGGCUACGAGAGGAGAGAAUAAAAAACUUGCGAGACGUCUUCAAUUACAACAAUCUGUACAAUUUGAACAUGCCCUUUAUCCAUCAGAGACGACAGAUAAGUACAUUCUAGAUUUAAGAUCAUACCUUAUUGAUAUGGCUCGUGAGGAAGAGGAAAAGGGUGGUGUAUUCUUAAAUAGCAAUAGUAAUACAUUAUCAUCAUCAUCAUCACGAACCACCGUUGUUGAGUCGCACGGGAGUUUACCACCGAAAAAAAAUCAUCAUCACUCAUUAUUCGCAAAAGGUAGCGCGCAUGAAGGUCUUGAUUUGUUUCACCGCGUUGUAGUUAGCCACACACCACCGGAAGAUAAACAUAUUUACGCCUCUCACCUUGGAGGUCUUUCGUUUCCGGUUUAUGAAUUUAAUACUACAUCAAAACCCUUGCAUCCAUGGAGACGUAUCGAUAAGAAAAAAUUUAUGCAAAAGGCGAAAGAAUUUUUGGAGAAAGGAGCCGUACAGGAUGUACAAAUGAGUGAACGUAGUUGUAAUGAUAGUAGUAGUAGUAGUAGUAGUAGUAGUAGUAAUGGUAGUAGCAACGUUGUUGGGGGUGGUUUUCCCAACGUGACAGAGAAGAAUACAUCUACGUCUACAACUACAACUACAUCUACAUCAUCAUCAGCUGCGAUUCCCACGGUGUAUCUUCCGCUAUUGGGAAAUUGCAAUGAUAGCAAUAGCUGCAGCAACACCUCCGGUGGUAGCGGUGGCAGAGAACCGGAGAUGAAGAAAUGUCAUGUGAAGCAGUAG
Trypanosoma theileri is the source of this 1704-nucleotide messenger RNA. RefSeq names its product PUF nine target 1. The record is from RefSeq and is a predicted model, not a curated record. Lineage: Eukaryota; Euglenozoa; Kinetoplastea; Trypanosomatida; Trypanosomatidae. Bases 1 to 1704 code for a protein of 567 amino acids. The transcript has a single exon.